Messenger RNA from Didymodactylos carnosus, 879 nucleotides. The record is from the annotation of a GenBank genome assembly. Lineage: Eukaryota; Metazoa; Rotifera; Eurotatoria; Philodinida; Philodinidae.
AUGAUCAAUUGUGAACAACGAUACCCAAACGGUGAAUAUUUACAAAUGAGUUUAUUAGAUUCGAUUGAUAAUAGCGGCAUUAAAGAUGAUUCGUCAGACAUUUAUUAUUCAAAUAAUUCAUCUCUAAUAUUUUCAUCAUUUGAUGAUACAUCGUUUAAACUCGAACAAGAAGAAGAAUUUUACUCAAAAAGUGAAAGAACAGCAACGUUUACAUUAUGUUCCGAUUCGGAUUCGGAGUCAUCCGCGCCUUCUUCUGUAUCAAACAUUUUACUAGAAAAUGAAAAAAUUCCUAAAUAUCAAUUAAGACAUUCAUUAUCAUUUACCAAUAAUACAACUGAACAUAAAAUUGAUGAAAAUUAUCUUUAUCCAACACGAAUUGUUGACGAUAUUAUGAUAACGACCACCGGGAAAAGUCGUCGAGAGUUGAGUGCCGUGCACGGUUUCUCAGAAGAACAGAUUGCAGUUUUCGAAGAAUCGUUCAGUGUUCUUGAUCGAGACCGAGAUGGACACAUUAGUGAUUAUGAAAUAAGAUCAUUGAUGAAUUCUCUUGGAUAUAGCCCAAGCGAAGAGGAUAUUGGAGAAGUGAUUAAAAAAGUUGAUCUUGACGGAAAUGGUAAAGUUGAUUUUGAAGAAUUCUUAACAAUGAUGCAAAGAAGGAAGUCAGCGGGUGAAUUGGAUCAUGAAUUGAAGCAUGUAUUCGAUGUAUUUGAUAAAAACAGAGAUGGAUUUAUCGACAAAGAUGAGCUUUACGACAUGUUGAAGAGAUUAGGAGAGAAUAUCACUGAAGAGGAUGUCAUUGAUAUGAUAGACGAAGCUGAUACUGAUGAAGACAAUAAAGUAUCCUAUGAAGAAUUUAAAGCAAUUUUAUACUCGAAAUGA